Messenger RNA from Gloeophyllum trabeum ATCC 11539, 1434 nucleotides. RefSeq lists its product as uncharacterized. The transcript has 3 exons. Gene Ontology annotation, cellular component: endoplasmic reticulum membrane. The coding region runs from base 6 to 1211 and encodes 401 amino acids. NCBI's taxonomy places the organism in Eukaryota, Fungi, Basidiomycota, Agaricomycetes, Gloeophyllales, Gloeophyllaceae. The record is from RefSeq and is a predicted model, not a curated record.
CGUCCAUGUCUGUCCCCGCAGCCCCCUCGCUCUCCGCCAGCCACGGUACCCAUCACUCGAAUGCCUCGGCAUAUACGCUGGCCACCGUCCACCUCGACGACCGACCAACUUCACCCGCUCCUUCCGACCAGUCCCCCCUUCUCGCGGAGAACCAGAAUAACUUGAAUGCCUAUGGCACCACUUUUCCCUCUGCCGCAGGGCACCAGCCCUCGUCGCGCAGGCUGCUAGUCAAUGCUGCCAUUAAGAUGGCACUAGUGUUUGUUGUCAGCACCUUGGUGUUGGGCGGGACCUUGUGGUUGGCACUGCCUCCAUUAGAUGAAGAGGAUCGCCCCACUCUAAGAAUACCUAAAUCCUUCGAACAGUUGCAAGCACUGAAUGAGCUCCUCAAGAAAUAUCGUGACAUCUACCCUUUCCGCAUCGUUGUCUGCUUCGUGACAACAUACCUCUUCGUCCAAGCGUUUUCUCUGCCUGGCUCUAUGUAUCUCUCCAUUCUUGGAGGUGCAAUGUGGGGUGUCCCCAUAGCCCUCCCGCUAGCUUGCACGUGCGUAGCCACCGGCGCAUCGCUCUGCUACCUGAUCUCCGCCGCGUUCGGCCCUGCCCUCCUCACCCUUCCCAAGUUCGCCGCUCGUCUUGAGUCGUUCUCCGAGAAGCUCGCAUCACAACGUGCCAAUCUUCUAUCCUUCCUGAUUGUGCUCCGCAUUGCGCCCCUCCCACCGCACUGGGUUGUCAACGUUCUCUGUCCGCACCUGGGCAUUGGCUUGCCCCUGUUUUGGGUCAGCUCAUGGCUGGGCAUCUUCGGUGUCACCGUCAUUCACACGACAAUUGGCGGCGGCCUCGAUCAGAUGACCAGCUCGAAGGACUUCCACCUCAUCUCCUGGAAGAACUUCUUCCUGCUAGCAACCAUUGUUGCUGGUGUUCUGAUCCCUGUUGGCCUGCGGUACUUCUUCCGUAAGGAGCUGCAGGAAGUCGCGGAGGCAGAGCACGAGGAAGAAGUCGGCGCUAUUUCUCUUCCAGGGGACGAUAUCAUCCUUGCACAGGGCCCGCCGAGCGCAGCGAACAAGGGCAAAUCAUCCGGUAAACUCGUACUCUUACCAGACUCGGACAGCGAUGCCGAAUUCUUGGAUGGAGAUGAAGUGGAGGAAGAUAUCAUUCUUGAAGCAGGCCCUGCCAUUGCUCCCAAGCAGAAGGAAGGCGAAGCUGCAAAGUCAUAGAUCCAUGAUGUAUUCAGUAAGGACACUGCCAUUGUAUCAUUAAUUCCGCCGUCCCCUCUUUCAUCUAUCCCGUGCUUCCGUCCAUCCUGGAUAUGUUGCGUUAUUAUUUAUUGUUGCCACAAUCUUUUGAUGGCUGUCGCUGAAGGUGUAGAUUUCCUUUUGUAUCUAGGUUCACUCCGUCGUUGUAUUUAGUCAUAUGCUAUGGAAGCUCAGCUACGAGGGA